This is a messenger RNA of Pochonia chlamydosporia 170, 3348 nucleotides long. Its product is annotated as sterol regulatory element-binding protein cleavage-activating protein. The record is from RefSeq and is a predicted model, not a curated record. The coding region runs from base 1 to 3348 and encodes 1115 amino acids. Gene Ontology annotation, cellular component: endoplasmic reticulum membrane; Golgi membrane. Lineage: Eukaryota; Fungi; Ascomycota; Sordariomycetes; Hypocreales; Clavicipitaceae. Gene Ontology annotation, molecular function: sterol binding; protein binding. The transcript has 3 exons. Gene Ontology annotation, biological process: SREBP signaling pathway.
AUGAUUUGGUACUUGUUAUAUCCUUUACGAGGGACGACCGAGCCCCCGGAUCUCGCACCAUCGCAUCCCCUUCGUCGUGGCUUCUCCCGUUAUGGUCGAUAUGUCGCUGGCCAUGUUAUCACUGCUCUGCUCAUAUCCGCAACUGUCGCUACCAUACUCAUCUAUCCUAUCCCUUAUCUCUUCACCAGGGAUUUUGUGAAUGGCGCAUCAUAUCUACCUCAUCAUGUCUGGACCGUGGCUCAACCGCUUGCGUAUGAUGCUACCGUGGAACCAGACAUUAUCAUGAGGUCCGUGUGGGUUCAUUCUAGCUACAUGGAAGCUCUCAACCCCGAUCUACUUGCGUCGGCAUUGCAUCUCCAGGACGAACUUUUGGGGGAGACCAAAAAUUUCAGCCCCAGAGAUGCGCCACACAAACUGGCGACUUCCCAAAAUGACGCCGAGUUAUCGUUGGCUCAACGAGACGCCCUGCACAUUUCCAACGGCCUUACGAACCAGUCGUGGUUUUUCCAUUCGCCAUUGCUCUACUGGCAAGGCUCCCGAGACAACUUGUUGGCGGAUCGUGACAUUCUCUCCACUAUUAAUGAUAGGAAAAACCAGUCCAACUUCGCCAAUACUACACUCCGCCAUUCCGUCGUUUUUAGUGGAAAACGUUUUGAGGAUCGACGACUAGUUGCUGCUGAUGCUAUUGUUAUCACUCUUCUUUGCCUGGGGGACUCCCCCGUUGGCCGUGAAUGGGAGAAACGGGCGCUAUCUGUUACUAAGAAACUGUCUAACCAGUUUGACGUUUAUCCAUCCGAUGGCAGGUACGCGAGGAGCCAACUAUACGAAUUCCAAUUUCGACCUAUUUCAGUUCAAGAUAUCCUCAGCCUAGCAUUUGCCUAUGGCUUCGCAUUAUUCUAUUUUCUCAUGAGUCUCUCAAAGCUACGAGCCGUCAAGUCAAAGAUUGGACUCAUUGUCACAAUUGUUACUCAAAUCGCCUUCUCCAUCAUGUCGAGUUUCACUGUUUGCGCAAUACUGAACUUUGACUUGUCACGGAUUCCGCAAGGCGCGUAUCCCCUCGUUGUGCUAUCCAUGAGCUUGGAGAAUAUAUUUCGGCUUAUAAAUGCUGUUAUUCUUACCCCAUCGGAGGAUAGUACAAGCAACAGAAUUGGCCACGCAUUUGGUCAAACCGCUCUUACUGCACUGGCUAGUUCGCUGCAGAAUGUCUUGAUUCUCGUUGGCUUAUCUCGCAUGGUGUCCCCGGGAGUGGCUUCAUUUUGUGUCUUUGCAGCCGUUGCCAUUGUUUUUGACUUUUUUUAUCUUUCUACCUUUUUUUUGUCUGUCCUUAGCGUCGACGUGAGACGUAUGGAAUUAGGAGAUGCGCUUGCCAAAGCUGCUUUGCGACAAAGCCGACGCAAACAGCUGGGAAACGGCCGUGGCCCCUGGACCGACGGCUUUUUUCAGGGGAAAAUUGCCUGGUCAACACGGAUUGCGGGGACUGUGAUUAUGAUUGGAUUUGUCGUUAUAGCGCAGUGGCAUUUCUUUGGCGAUGACAACAUGUUUCGAAAACUUCUGCGGCUUUACAGAGGCACUGACACGACUUUACUCCGAACAUCCGACUCGGCAUUGUUAAAAGGUCUUCAUCAGGCCAGAGGUCAUACCUCGUGGCUGAGAAAUCAGGACCACGAAACAGCCAAGGAAAUCAUUCGGCUAAUUAAGCCUGGAGCUUACAGCUACGUCGCUAGAGUCUUUGAGCCACUCGUAUUCGUUCAGCGAAACUCUGAUCGAAUACCUCACAGCAAAGAACCUACCCUUCUACCCGCUGCAUAUGACUUUGUUCAUCACCAGCUAUCGCGCUUUGUUGUAAUAGUGGUUGUGAUUGUGGCCGCUCUUCGACUGCUCAUGAACUAUCUGCUGUGGGGUGAAGACGAGGAGCAGCGGAAUCGCGAGGAACAGGAUGAAAACCCCAUGGUUUCAGUCAAAUCCAUGGGUGGUGGUCACAUCCUCGACGUCGCCAUGCUGAGCAAAUCAAAAGCGGGACAUAUUGUAUCUGUUGGCCUCGACAGAGUCGUCCGAGUUUGGGAUGUUCGGGGACAGGGGUGUAGUUAUGUUGUGGCAGACGGAAAUGACACUGAGUUAUGUCCGUUUCCCAUAUUAGCCAUGUCGGUUGAUGACACAUGUACCUGGCUGGCUCUGUUGUCGACGUCACAGGUAUCAUUCUGGAAUCUGCAAGAGCAUAGAUGGGGCGGUUCUGUACCCUUGGAAAGCACCUCGCAGCGACCCGCUGCGUUCUUCUUCGAAUCUCGCUCAUAUACCGACAAACCGACCAUUAUACUCGUGCAUCAUAAUGGUACAUUGGUCGAACUCACUUCUGGAGCACAAAUUGCUAGCAGCGUGACUUCCAUUUGCCCUGAACCGCUGGCGCUUGCUCGUGUUCUUUUCAGGAAGAGCAAUACGGAAGCGUUACCAUUCGUUGUGACUGUCUCCAAACAGGGGCAAGUCUACGUUAGCAGGAGACAGGAGUCGUCAUGGACCACCCGGCUCAUGGAUUUGAAUCUCCCGAACGCCAAAGGAAUCGCUCAAAUCGUGCCAAUUUCUCCUCUCGGAGUGUUUGCUUUGGCAACAAAUGAUUGCGUCUACUUUAUUGAUGCUGAGGAGGGUGAUGUGCUCCGAAGCUUCCAAACUGAGAGAAUGGCUGCUAAAUCUCUUCAAUGCACGUACUCGCCUAAUCCAACUUCUGAACCGGGCUCACUUGGAUUAGCAUCCUUGACACUGUGUUAUGUUGGUGUAGAGACUGGCGACUGUGUGUUGCAAACCUAUGUCCCCAGGGAUGAUGGGGAAGCCAUUUAUCUUCGAAGCAGGAAAGUCAAGGCGGAUGGUGAUGACUGUAGCUACGAGUCAUCAAGGGAGAUAAAAAAAAGAGUCAAGAAUCCUGGAACUUGGCAUGUCCUCUCAGACGGCAGUGUGGUUGGCAUACGACUGGUGCUUCACAGAAAUAACCGGCACAACCACACUAACUCCGGACUACGUCGACGACAUGCAAUGGAACAAAGAAACCUAUAUUCCUUUGCCAAUUGGGAAGUGUGGGCAACUUCACCUUGCGAUAAACCAGAUAUGGAGGAAUGCCGACCUCUCUUCGAGAUGAGAGAUGAGUCAAGCCACUUGGUGGUGUCAGACUUAGGACCAAAAGUCUCGGUCGGACUUCGAUCCGUGGCUUUUGCGUUUGGCAACGUUAUUAAGCUGGUAACUUCUGGUCCACUUGAGCAAUACGAGGUUGAUGCUGCAAAUAACAAUUACGAUGCACUGGUUGGUACGGCAAGUAGGCGCCGCAAGGCAGGACAGGCAGGAAGGACAAGAGCGACCAGCUGA